AUGCCCUGGCUUCCCUCCAUUCCGUAUCCGCCUUCUAGGGAUGGAUAUUGGCACCCUGUUACUUCGACUUUGAACUGGUGCGAAGAGGACUAUUAUGCUACUAUCUAUUCCGCCGAAAUCGUCAAUACCCUGACGAAUCUCUUGUUCAUGAUGCUAGGAGUGAAAGGCAUUCUUAGCUGUCGGCGCAAUGGGCACGAUACAAUUUUCCAGGUGGCGUACUAUGGGUACAUCGUAGUUGGCACCGGCAGCUUUUUGUUUCACUCGACACUGAAAUAUCCAAUGCAGCUAGUCGACGAGUUGUCUAUGAUUUAUACCACAUGCUUGAUGUGCUACGCUUCCUUCUCCUACACAAGAUCAGUCAGCUACCGAAUCUUCCUCUCUAUUUUCCUCUCUGCUCUGGCUGUCUUCAUCACUCUUUACUAUCAUUACCUCCAGAAUCCAGUAUUCCACCAGAACGCAUACGCCCUACUUACUGCCGUCGUGCUAGUACGAAGUAUGUACACUAUGGAGGUGGAACUCCGCCCUUCGUUGCGGCGUACAACCGAGGAGGAUCGGCUCGAACGGGAAAGGCAGGGCCUCCCCGUCCUCUCCAAGGAAAGACAACACUACGAGAAUGUCCGGGACCUGAAGACUUUAAAGACAAUGUGGUAUAUGGUUGGCUACGGACUGAGUGUCUUUUUGGGCGGGUUCGCAAUCUGGAACCUGGACAACUAUUUCUGCAGUACAAUACGAGUGUGGCGUCGAGAAGUCGGCCUUCCCUGGGGUAUCUUGCUUGAAGGCCAUGGCUGGUGGCAUAUAAUGACCGGUGCCGGCGCACACCUUUACAUCGUAUGGGGUAUUUGGUUACGCCACUGCCUGAACAAACGCCAAGAGGAAUACCAUUUAUGGUGGCCGCAUAUCUGGAAUACGCCUGAGAUCGUGCGAACCUCGACCAAUGCAAAUAGAUCGGCUAAGAAGGUACUUUGA
This is a messenger RNA of Aspergillus puulaauensis, 966 nucleotides long. Its product is annotated as ceramidase. The transcript has 4 exons. The coding region runs from base 1 to 966 and encodes 321 amino acids. NCBI's taxonomy places the organism in Eukaryota, Fungi, Ascomycota, Eurotiomycetes, Eurotiales, Aspergillaceae. Gene Ontology annotation, cellular component: endoplasmic reticulum membrane. Gene Ontology annotation, biological process: ceramide catabolic process; ceramide biosynthetic process. The record is from RefSeq and is a predicted model, not a curated record.